Molecule: messenger RNA, 2418 nt
Organism: Ruditapes philippinarum (Manila clam)
Lineage: Eukaryota; Metazoa; Mollusca; Bivalvia; Venerida; Veneridae
Exons: 4
Coding region: 601-1077 (158 amino acids)
Source: RefSeq, a predicted model, not a curated record
GCGUUAUAAUUUCACCGUUUCAUUCUCGACGACGAGUAAAGGUUUACAAAAGCGAAUAGUUUUAAAGAAUAAACCAAAGAAUAUACAAUGUAUAGUACUGUGCCCGUUAGUUAUGAUGAAAUGGGUAAUUACAUCAUGCUUGAAUUAUUACUUUUUUCUCUAAUUUCAUUGUUUCCAAUACAUUCCUGCAAAAUAAAUACGCUUUUAAAAUGACUAUACAACAGCGUUGUUUAUAUGUCUAUAACAAAGAACAUACAUCAAUUAUAAAUAUAUUUAUUGUCUUUUAAACUGCUUUACCCAACUGUAGUCAACGAACAGAACAAAAUGCCAUUGUUAUUUGUAUAAUGUGGGUGCAACCUGGAUUUGCAUUGCAAAUAAUUUAUAUUGUCUUUUCACGUUACCCAUUGGAGCCGAGGAGUGUUAUGCUAUGUCAUUGUUAUUUGAUAACAAAGGAAGAUAGUUGCAGUAACUGACUUGGAACGAAAAUGAAUUUGUUAUUUUGAUUUUAUUUCUCUCCUGCUGCUUUGUGUGUUAAAUUAAUCGGCAUUUAACGAUAAUUUAAGACACGAGUAGCAUCGAAGACAUAAGUGCCGAGUCAAAAUGACAGUGUCUUGUUGUUUUUCUAUAUAUUUUAUCAUCUUCUUUAGUGGACAAUUGAACGUUGCUUUGGGAAGCAUUGACCAGGCUGGAUUUAGAAAAUAUGGCCGGUUGUACAACACUGAUGGCCAGGUUUGUACCUCGGAUAGAACCGUGUUUAAGGCAGACAGUGUGACAUCUUGGGUGGAAUGCGCUGUACUAUGUUCGAACACUGACCUGUGUUUCGCAAUAUUCUACAAUUCAGAAACAAGGAAGUGCACUGGUUGCACUUACUUCGGUGAUAAUGAAACUCUCAUCGAUGCUGGAACAAAGUUUUACAGUCGCAUAGGUUAUCGGCUCAUUCAACAACAGCUGAAUUGGACAAAUGCAAAGGCGAAAUGUUUAGAACUAGGAGGUAGUCUGGUGUCAAUAAAGUCUCUACAGCAACAUGAUUUUAUUGUUAGGAUUCUUAGUGGAUUCUAUGCCGUUGAUACUGAUUAACGUAUAUGGAUUGGGGGAAAUGAUAUGGCAACAGAAGGAACGUUCCUAUACGAAGACGAGACAGCCUUCGCUGAAACUCCCGGUGCUACCAAAUGGGGCCCAAGACAACCAAACAACUAUAAAUCUCGAGAAGAUUGUGUUCAAUUAUAUUAUACAGAUGGCGAAUGGUAUUGGAAUGAUGAGCGGUGUGUUUUGGAAUGGUACAGCGUAUGUGAUAUAAAUUAAUGCAAUCACAUCAAUAUUAUUUAUUUUUGUGCAAUUACUAUACCACUGAUUAUUUCAUGUCACGAAUUUACACCUUUUUCAAUUGACCUGUCGCUUACUUUAAUUAAGACUUUAAGAUUCGAAAAGUUUUAAAGAGAACAAGAAUAUAUUACAUAAGAAUAAUAUUGAUUUAAACAUGAAACUAAACAAACAUUUCACCUUAUAUAUACAAUAACACAUCACUGAAUUUGGUAGAAUCAAAUUUCACAAACUUUGACUAAUACAAAAAUGAUGAACUGAACAACAAUAAACCUUUGUUUAUCAACCUAUUAGACUAUUUGAAGUAUAAUGUUUAUAGACGAGCAGCUUAUUAAUCAAUUGGUUUGAACAAUAUUGAACCAAAUAUUUGACGUUACUGUUAAAACCACAUCGAAAUUUUUAUUGCAUUUAUGAUCAACUAUUAACAGUUAUGUUGAUACUGGCUCAUUUCCGGCUUCUCCAAAAGAAGCUUAGUACGUUAUUUUAUGCCUAUAUCUAAAGGUGAUGAGUUAGGGAAUGUAAGCAUAUGCAGGCCUGUAUCUAUAAUGUCCCACAUUAUUUCUAUGUGAAAAUUUUUUAUUUUCCUUAAGGAUAAAGGUUGUUUCGUUAAAAAAGAAAGGACAUUAAAGAUAACUAUGGCGAAAAGGUUAACACAUACACAGACAGUAAAAUAGGAUUAGAACAGUCGGGUGAAAGAAAGACGGGGAGAAUAUAUUGACUAUCCUUUAAUCACAAUUUUCUGUUUGAUAUGAAUAAAUGGUCAAUAAAAGUUUAAAAGUAGUUGUGUGUAGUAAAUCGUGCAGCACGAUAAAGACUUUCUUUGAGACCAAAUCUCAGGACCAUGUACUACGAUUGUUUCGUCUUACAUGCUUUCUUGUAGUUUUUUUUUUGUAAAUUUCGUGUAAUACAGCCAAUCUCCGAAAGUAUUGAUUUAUUUACUGAUUACACAGUACACACCACUCGCUUUAAAUACUUUGACACGUGUUUUUCCAAAUCAGAAUCAUUUUUAUGAAAAAUCUAAACACAUUUUGCAUGAAAAUACUGUAGUUCAGAUUGUUUAUAAACUUGGUCAGGAAAUUUUGAAAAGUAUAUUUUCAG